Molecule: messenger RNA, 144 nt
Organism: Theileria orientalis strain Shintoku
Lineage: Eukaryota; Apicomplexa; Aconoidasida; Piroplasmida; Theileriidae
Exons: 2
Coding region: 1-144 (47 amino acids)
Source: RefSeq, a predicted model, not a curated record
AUGAACGAAAAUCGAAGAGGGAUGACUAAAGACAUGUGGGCAAUCGAAACAAGAAACGAUGAAGCACUGGAAUCUGCGAAAAGGAUAUGUGCAAGUAAUUUGGAAAAUUGGAUUAUAAAUGGGAGAAAAAGUAGUUAUAAAUAA